Molecule: messenger RNA, 5059 nt
Organism: Neodiprion virginianus
Lineage: Eukaryota; Metazoa; Arthropoda; Insecta; Hymenoptera; Diprionidae
Gene: Cow
Product: proteoglycan Cow
Exons: 10
Coding region: 98-1537 (479 amino acids)
Biological process (GO): establishment of protein localization to extracellular region
Molecular function (GO): calcium ion binding; protein binding
Source: RefSeq, a predicted model, not a curated record
GAUCGUCGCGUUGUAAUAUCGGUUCACGUCUCUCCGUUCUCGCAGGCCGCAUUCAGUUGUUCUUGACAGUUAAUUUAUUGUGUCCGACCAUCGAACGAUGAAAUUUUCGUGGGUGGUUUUCAUCGCGUUGCUAUUCGCGGUGGCCGCCGAAUGCAAACGGAAGAGGAAAUUUGAUGGCGACUUCGAAUUCGCCGAGGAGGAAGACACACGCACCAUCAAAGUGGGCGAUAGGAAGCGCUGGAUACACGAUCCGAACAGUGAUCUUUGCCGUCCGCUGAAUUGCAAGAAGAAGGAACUCUGCUUGCUCGAGGACACUUUCACGGCAGUUUGUGUCUCCAGGAAAGAAUUGCAAAAGUCCGGAGACAUUGUUAUAUCCAAAUCGCGUGCUGUUCAAGAACAGAAAGACCGAGCUGAGACUGCCGAUGACUUGGAAAAAGAUGACGUGUUUUACGAUGCAGAAGACGAUGCUGAUGAUGAAGAUCAAGAUGAGUCCAAAUGCCGAGAAUGUCCUGUAAUAAAACCCACAUUUCUGUGUGGAUCAGAUAAUAGAACGUACAGUUCACCAUGUCGAUUAGAGUAUCAUAACUGCAUUCAUCAUACUUCUAUUCACAUUGGCUGCAAAGGAUUCUGCCCAUGCAAAGAAUCUGAACUACGAAUGCACAAGAAGAAAAUGCAAAUGCAGCGGCAAAACUCAUUCCUCGGCAAACUCGGUCGUAAUCGUGAUAUCACCCUAACUCCACGAGACUUCAACUACGAUAAUCAUCACUAUCAAUAUCUUAAAUAUACCAAACACGCUAAGGUACCAUUGGCAGGUAGUAACUAUGAAGAUAAACAUCUCAUGUACAAUGAAGUGAUGGAGAAGACCCCGUCCUCUUCAAACUCAGUCCAUAGUCCUCCACAGACGCCAAACCGUGAACCGGACUGUCCGUCGAAAUUGGCAAUGGCCAACCGACUUCUGGACUGGUUUUCUGUCGUAAUGGCGGACGUGAAACACCGUCGGCAGCACACUAAGUCAAAAGGUCACUUUCCUGCCGGCUGUCAAACUGAAGUUAGGUGGAUGUUCGGCCACUUGGACAUUGACGCCGAUAGUCGAAUCUCUCUCACUGAACUUUAUGGACUCGAACACGAUCAGAACGAGCCUUGCCUCAAACCGUUCCUUGAUGCUUGUGAUACCGAUAGAGAUGCGUAUGUCAGUGGACCCGAAUGGUGCGGAUGUUACUCGAAAGCUGAGCGUCCGUGUGCUGCCGUUCGUAGACGAUCGUCUCCGGAAGUUGCGCCAGCUUGUGAUUCAAGAGGCUACUAUCGCAGUACCCAGUGUCACCGAGGCCUUGGCCUUUGCUGGUGCGUAGAUCCUCAUGGAGUCGAAUUUGCCGGGACCAGGACCCGCGGUACUAAACCUGAUUGCGAUUCAAUAGUGAAUAAGUUAAGUAACGGCGGGAUCAAAACAAACAGAGUAGAUCUCGAGGAUGAUGAAGACGGAGGUGCCGAUCCUGCACAAGAUCUCGAAGGUUCUGCUGACCAGCCCUUGGACUUCUAGACUUAUGCGUACAUCGGCAUGAGGUACAGUUGGGGAACACCACUCUGAAAUCGGGGGAUUCAUCACUUGUUAACCUCAAAUGUUUCCGUUGUGGUUAAAGGUCUCUCGAUAUUACUUAGAGCUAUCAAAAUGCGGUCGAAUUUGACUGAAGAAAGGUGCAACACUUGGGAAUGAAAUAUUUAAUAUCAUUACUAUAAUUGACAUGCAAUUAUGUAUAACAAAGAAAAACAUGCACUCGAAUCGACAGUUGUUACCAAUGUCCCAUUUGAUAAUUAGAAUAGUAUAAUAGAACUGUGCAACAGUGCCAGUAAAUGAUAAGUUUGAACUCGGCAUCUGACUUUAUCCAAAUUAUUAAAAAGUAGUGAAAAUUUUUAGCUGGAUUGUCAUUUUGAAUUAUGGAAAAAAAGUAUCGAUGUCCCGUCUGAUUUAAGCACACUUUGCAUUUCUGUAUAACAACAAAACUUCGAUAAAAUAUAGACAAACGAAUAAAUGAAAAAAUUAGCACGGAGAACGAAGGAGAAAAGAAACCAAUACGAAAAAAGUUUAUUUCAGGGCCGAAAUUUUAAUGUUUCCUUUAUACCAUGGGUAUUAGAUGAGUCUGUACCUAUCAGGAUACCUCCAGGCACAACUGUAUUAUAUACUGAAAUUAAAUAAUAUAUUAAUUAUUCAAUAAUUAAGCUAAUAGAAUAUAGUAACCAGCAAUUGUCACUACAUUAAUAAGACACAUACUGCACCCUUACCCUUAAUUGAUGAUCGAUUAUACUCAAAAUAUUCUUUCUAAAUUUUAAUUCUCAGCUCUACCAGUAAAUUUAAGUAUCCUUUAUUAUACUUGACGUACGGUCAACUACGACAUAAGCAUGAAAAUGCGGAGAGGGUAAAGUGAAUGGGAAUAAAAUCAUCGAAAGUUGUACAUUACACAUAUGUAUAAUACACUUAUAUUACACAUAUGUAUAUUACACAGUCAUUGCUUCUAACGAUUUGGGUGUAAGUUUAAGUUGCUCAAUUUUCCAAUACAAUUGAAUUUCUUCUCGAAGUCUGAUUUGUUUUUCAACCUUUGACGCAACUCUGCGGCUUGAUGUUUAUGUAACUCGUGAUGCACCACAAAAAUGUCCUAUUUCAUAUUAAAAAACCGCUACCACUUUUCGUAAAAAUGAGCCAUUUCUACUUAAUGUUAAAAUUAUUUCACUUAAUGAGUACAAGGUACGCUGUAGAAAUUUAUAAUAACAGUAAUUGCUAUUAUUAUGACCAUAGUUAUUAUUAUUAUAUAAUCGGUAGAAAUGAUUGAUGUGACUGUGUGAGUAAGAGUCUCGUAAUACGAGACAACUAAAGCAAGUUUAAUCGUUAUUACGAUAUAGCUAAUAUUCUGCAUUGAACUAGACGAGAUACAUCUGUCAUCGCAUCUGUGGCUGUCCUCACCUAAGUACAGCGAUUCUCCAUUCAAAGAGACACAUAAUUUCAUUACAUCUCCGACUGGUGAUAAUGCUGCAGACAAUCUUACGAAAGAUUUUUCGUAAAAUACCUGCAUACCGCUAACAAGAAACUACAGCACCCCAGAGAUCUUGAAAUGCAUACUUCUACUUAAGAAUAUUGAAUGUGACGUGUUGAUACUGCUGAUGUAAAUCUUCCAUCUGCAAGAAAUUAUGUUUCGAACUCGUGGAGAUAUAUUUUGCAACCUCGAAUGGAAAUCGCGCGAAGUAUUGCAAUUAAUUUUAGAAUUGUCAUCCCCUUAUAAAGAACAAGUUACGGGAGUGCGAAAAUGCUAACGGGAAAUACUCAAAACUAUUGGAUUUUUAUUAGUUCAUCAUUAGUUCACAAUAGUAUUUUUGUGCUCCCAUUAGUUUGUCUCUGAAGGCGAAAAGUAAUUAAUAAAUCGAAAUUCCGUAAACUUUCACACAUACCCAUGUAUACAUAUAUAUGUAUACACAUAUAUAUAUACAAUAUUAUAUAUAUAUAUUUAUAUAUAAUAUACACACCUAACAGGGGAAAAACUUGACUUGGAUUAAUUCAAAACUAACCGUAGGCUUAUGAACAAUAGGUAAAUAAAUGUUAUAAUAUAUUUACCUAUUAAUAAACAUGACACGUCCCUCUUAGGAAUUUAAUUAUGUAGGUAUUAUAUAUACAUACAUAUUAUAUGUAGUGCAUAUAUAUCGAUAUGCCACUCACAAGCUAGACUUGAAACAUCAUGCGUGUAAAAGUAGUCUGAAACAUUCCCCUUAAAAUACUGCAUCAAAUAUUCACGAGAAAGAAUAUUCAUAUUAAUAUACUUGGGUGAGGGUACACCCAACCUUUCAGGUACAUGACACCUUGACAUUAGAAGAAUGGUAAAUUUAUCUCUCGAGCAAUUUUUCGCGAGGGAUACGAUGCUGAUGAUGUGAAAAUUAUCAAAACAGAAUUUGACCAUUUUUGGAAUUUUUUUCCCAGACCAAAUAAGAGUGUCAUUUCCAUUUGUAGAAGUUUGAAGAACGUAAUUAUCAAAUUGACGACCGAAAAAAUCAUUUUUUUUCUAUUUUUGAAAAAUAUUUAACAAAAAAAAAAAAAUUGUUUGCUGCUUAAAAACUACCCUAAAGACUUAUUUUUAUAAGUGAUGAGUAUUAAAUCGUAUUAAUUCUUCUCAUGUAAAAUAUUAGAAUGUUUGUCGAAUGAAAGAAAAGGAAUGUAAUUUUUAUUAACUUUUCAAUUUUUAUUGCUCGCUCUUAUAAUCUUCCUACCUUAUGUGUUACAACUUCCGAUUCGUUCGGCGCUUGUUCUAUCCUGUUUGCGGUUAGUUUGGUAGAAUAUCUAAUUCAUUUAAGAAUGGCAUUGUUGCAAGUUUUACCCACCUUCCGAAUCGGAAGGUAUUACACAUUGGGUAGGCAGACUAUAGGACCGAGCAAUAAAAGUUAAUAAAAAUUACAAUCUCUUUUUUAUUUAUACAAACAUUCCAAUAUUCUAUAUAAUAAGUAUCAACACGAUUCUAUUACUAAUCGCUUGUGAAAAUAGGGUAGUUUUCGAACAGCAAACAAUUUUCUUUAUUUGAAAAAUAUGCUUAAAAAGUAAAAAAUAUUGAUUUGUUGGAUCAUCUAUUUUUCACCGAGGGUAAAAUUAUAUUCUUCAAACUUAUACAUAUGGAUUUGACUACAGUGCGAUAAGGUAAAACAAAAAAGUGGUCAAAUUUUGUUUUGAUUAUUUUCAUAAUAUCAGCAUCAUAUUCUUUGCAACAAACUACUCAAGAGAUACAUUUACCGUCCCUCUAACACUAAGGCGUUAUGUACUUGAAAAGUUGGGUGUACCCUAAACUUAAGUAUCAAACUCCAGGUAAAACUUAUAACAUAAUUUCUUUUAAUCUUACUGAAUUGUAUAUAAAAAUAUGCAAUAAGAAUCAUCGCUUGUGACUGUACUCAUGAUGAUUUUUGUAAAAUGUAAUCCUAAUCACGGCAUAAAGAAUUUUUACUGAAAGAAAUUACUACUACAAUACUAAUCUUAUCGCUAUCAUACAAAGUAUGUGGAUGUAAGAAUUCUUUAUGAAUAAAGGUUGUUGUAGAA